AUGGGUUCAUCUUGUUCAUGCGUUGACUCCCACGUAUCUACGAAUCAAGAAAUAGGAAUAAUGAAUGAAGAGUCAAUACUAAUAAAAAAGAAUACAGAAAAAGUUUCAACUGAAAAUCAAUUUACAACUUACACCAGUUUAACCAUAACAUUGCCAGAGUUACCUUCGCCAGUAAGGACUCAAGCUGUUUUUCGUGGCUAUAUGGCUAGAAAUUAUGUAUUCUUUUUAAAUGCACUAUUAUUAAUUUAUUUAUUAAUAAAAAUGUAUUAAAAACAGUUAAAAAGGCAUAAAAAAUCUUUUUGAAGACCAAAAAUCAAAUAUCACGAAAAGUCUUAAACGGGAAGCCCUUCAAGAGCUCCAAGGCGAAAUUCCUGACUAUUCAAAUUCUGCCACAAUGGCUGCUUUGCACAAAUUUGGGCCUUUUAAAUAUGACACUCCUGCUCAGGAAUACACUCGAACUCCUAAAAAAGGCCCAGUUUUGCUUGAAAAUGGUGAAAUUUAUAUUGGAGAAUGGAAUGAAAAGAACGAAAGGCACGGAAAAGGCCAGCAGCUGCUAAAAGAUGGAUCAGUUUACGAAGGAUACUGGAAAAAUGACAUGGCAAAUGGCCAAGGAAGGCUUAUUCAUGGUGACGGAGACGUAUAUGAAGGCUCCUGGCUUAAUGACAAAGCCCACGGCUACGGAACUUACACCCAUAUUGAUGGCGCCCAAUAUGCAGGAACCUGGGAAGAAGACAAACAGCACGGCAGUGGCUUAGAAACCUGGCCAGACGGCGCAAAAUAUGAGGGGAGCUACUCACAUGGAAAAAAGCACGGAAAAGGCAAAUUUUAUUGCGCAGACGGAAAUUUAUAUGAAGGGGAUUUCCAGGACAAUAAUUUGCAUGGGUUUGGGACUUUUACCUGGAAUGACGGAAGAAGAUAUGUAGGGGAGUGAAAAAGCAAUCGGAUGAAUGGAAAAGGAACAUUCACGUGGCCUGAUGGAAGGUGCUAUGAGGGGGAUUAUGUUGAUGAUAAAAAACAAGGGUAUGGAAUUUUUAAAUGGCCUGAUGGAAGAGUGUAUGAAGGAGCUUGGUUUAAUGGGAAACAGCAUGGAAGAGGGACUUAUCAAGCUUCGGUGAGGGGUGAAAAGAAAGAAGGGGAGUGGAAAGAAGGGAAAAGGCUAAAAGAUCCUUCUGAAAGUUAA
This is a messenger RNA of Blepharisma stoltei, 1180 nucleotides long. The record is from the annotation of a GenBank genome assembly. NCBI's taxonomy places the organism in Eukaryota, Ciliophora, Heterotrichea, Heterotrichida, Blepharismidae.